UAAAGCCUCUUUGACCCUUUUCCUCAUCACAACCACCUUCCACCACCGUCCACGACGGUGCAACAGAAAAACCCAAUCCCUACACACCUAAAACAAUCUCCAUUUUUCCACUCACAUUAAAUACUUUUAACAUCUUCUUCCCUAUAAAUACUCUACCUGCUCCCCACACCCCUUCAUCCCAUUCUCAUCUCUCACUAAACCCUCUUCACUUUCUCUCUCCUAAAAAUCCUCGCACACAAUGGCUGCCUUUUCCACCUCUGCUUCGCUCAGAACCUUCUCUGCCUCCCUUAAGCUUUCACCGAAAACCACCACCACUUCACCCGCCCAGAAACAACUGUUCUUCCGCCAAUCAAACCCCCUUUUCUCCCAAAACCUCUGCCUCGCUGCCGCCGGAGGUGCUGCUACAAGAUCAUUCAUUUGCAAGAGCCAGAGCAACAACCGCCCAGAUGCUUCAACACCCACUAAGAUUCAAGAGCUGUAUGUGUACGAGAUCAAUGAGCGAGACCGUGGAAGCCCUGCAUACCUCCGAUUGAGCCAGAAACCCGUUAAUUCUCUCGGCGAUCUCGUCCCUUUCUCCAACAAAGUGUACAGCGGGGACCUGAAGAAGCGGUUGGGAAUAACGGCCGGAAUAUGCAUACUGAUCAAGAACGAACCGGAAAAGAAAGGCGACCGGUACGAGGCGGUAUACAGCUUCUACUUCGGUGACUACGGCCACAUAUCGGUGCAGGGGCCGUACCUGACCUACGAGGACACCUACCUCGCCGUGACCGGUGGGUCGGGCAUCUUCGAGGGCGCGUACGGCCAGAUCAAGCUGCACCAGAUCAUUUUCCCCUUCAAGCUGUUCUACACCUUCUACUUGAAGGGGAUACCGGACCUGCCGGCGGAGUUGCUGGGCACACCGGUUCCUCCGUCAGUGGAGGUGGUGCCGACGCCGGCGGCAAAGGCUUGUGAGGCGGGGGCCACCAUUGCCAACUUUAGUGACUGAGGAUGUGGGAAUGAUCAUAAUGGUGGGGACUAUGAUGUGCAAUAAUAUUCACAUUUUUCAUGCCAUCUCAGUCUGUUGUUUUCUUUUUCCUUUCUUAAUUAUCGAGAGAAAUUAGCUUUGCUUUAUUAGGGCAGUAGCUAGUAGUGGACCAAUGAAUUUUCAAUAACAUAGUACUAGUAGUUUUCCUUUC
Messenger RNA from Rhododendron vialii, 1175 nucleotides. Its product is annotated as allene oxide cyclase, chloroplastic-like. NCBI's taxonomy places the organism in Eukaryota, Viridiplantae, Streptophyta, Magnoliopsida, Ericales, Ericaceae. The transcript has 3 exons. The coding region runs from base 239 to 985 and encodes 248 amino acids. The record is from RefSeq and is a predicted model, not a curated record. Gene Ontology annotation, biological process: jasmonic acid biosynthetic process. Gene Ontology annotation, molecular function: allene-oxide cyclase activity.